AGGGAAAAGGAAUCAAACAUCCAGUAGAGGAUGAUUAUACAUAUGCUGCAGCUGAAAAAAAAGCAAAACUUGUUGAAGAUAUGAAGGUACCACCUUCAAGCUUUUGUAGAUCACAUAAAUGGGAAAAG
Messenger RNA from Entrophospora candida, 128 nucleotides. The record is from the annotation of a GenBank genome assembly. NCBI's taxonomy places the organism in Eukaryota, Fungi, Glomeromycota, Glomeromycetes, Entrophosporales, Entrophosporaceae.